AACGUUCACCUACAAGAGCCAGCUUUAAGAGCCGACUCGUUCGCAAACGACCCAUCUCUAUUGGUUAGAAAUACUCCUCAAAGGGCAAGGAACGCAACAUUUUUAAAGGAGCUUUCCAUCAACAUACUAUGGGGAUAUAGCUGAAAACGGCUGUUUAAUUAGCAAGAUGUAUAGACCUAAUUUGAUUUUUGUUUUAUAUUUUUCACUAGAAUGUAUUUGCCUGAGCCAAAGCGACAUCUACUCCCUGAAUUACAUCUACACUGCCCUGUCAAAGCCACUAGAAUUGCCUGGUAUCCAUGAGUUCACUGCCAUGGGUCUGAUGAAUGACAAACAGAUUGAUUACUAUGACAGUGUGGCAAAGAAGAAGAUUCCCAAACAGGACUGGAUGAGGGAGAAGCUGCCAGCAGACUACUGGGAUAAAGGCACUCAGUCACGCAAGAGCAAGGAGCAGUGGUUCAAAGUCAACGUCAACAUCCUGAUGGAUCGCAUGAUGCACAACAACACUGAUGUGCAUAUCCUUCAGUGGAAACAUGGCUGUGAGAUUGACCGACAGAGUGACGGCACAUUGAAAUUCAUAAAGGGCACAGACCAGUACAGCUACGAUGGUGACGACUUCCUGGCCUUUGAUGAUGCCAAUAUGCAGUGGGUGGCCCCAGUUGAUCAAGCUCUGCCGACUAAGAGGAAGUGGGACGGGGUCCAGAUCCUCAACCAGUACACCAAGGGCUACCUGGAGAAGGAGUGUGUGGACUGGCUUUCCAAAUUCAUGAAAUAUGAGGACAAAGAAUUCAGUAGGGCUGAUUCCCCUCCAAAGGUCUAUGUAUUUGCUAAAAAGGCCAAAACUGCAGGACAUGUCCGACUGACCUGCAUGGCCACAGGUUUCUAUCCCAAAGAUGUAGAAAUGCAUAUUAAGAAGAAUGGUGUUCCAUUGACCGAACGUGAUGGAGUGCAGUCUACAGGAGUCCUACCCAAUGAUGAUGACACCUACCAGAUCAGGAUGAGUGUGCAGAUCCCAGAGGCAGAUAAGGAAACUUAUGAAUGUUAUGUCGACCAUAGAACUUUGAAGAAGCCAAUUGUGGGAAAAUGGGAUGGAGAAUGUUGUGAUUGCAGUAGUGGCACUGCUGUAGUCAUUGGGGCAGUCAUCGCCAUUAUUGUAGUUCUGAUCUUGAUUUCGGUGGUCCUGUUUGUUCUGCACAAAAGCGGGACAAUUGUGAUUCCUGGCUUGAGAACUAGAGCCACGGAUGAUGAAAGCAGAACCUCAUCAGACUCUGGCAGCCAGAACGCAGGGUCCUCAGACAGAGGCAGUGAGGAGGACGUUAAGAAGUCAAUGCUGCCUCAGGAAAGUGUCUAGAUGACCGUUGGUGGCCAAACUUCCUGACCGGACCAUGAAGGACAGUCAAUUCAUUUCAUAAUUUUUUAGUAUGGCUAGAGCUGUUUCGGUGUGGCCACGAGUCAUGACGGCAGUCACAUUCCACAUGACCGUUUAGUCACGCUAAUUCGACUUCUCCAAGCUCUGAUGCUGCUGAUGGUCAUUAGUAGCCUACCAAACUGGCUAACUCUAUUGUCCCUUUAAUCACUCUGAGAUUAAUGCAAAUCUAAUCAAAAAUCUAAUCAAACACUUCAUGAGAGCCCAUGAGCUCAUGUUGCUCAAAUAUUUCUAUAGGCUAUGCAAUUGCGUGAGAAAACAGCAUGAUGGUCAUUAUAAAAAAUAGGAUUCCAUCAGCUUUCCAUAUACUAGGCCUACUAUAUUUUAUUUGUCAACUAUCCUAGUAUUAUAAGCACAUUGCUUCUCUUUAAAACAGGAGUAUAGUCUACUGACGUAUUUAUUUCAGCUGCCCCUGUUUCCAUACAGGUUCAUGAUAAUGGUCCAUUCUAAAUCAAAACCAAUUUCACACGCAAACUAUUUAGUAUAUGUAAAGACGAGAUUAAAUCAAGAAUAGUCUGAUGGGUGACAAUUUUAGCCUAUCAGUGAUAGGCUGAUAUUGUCACCCAUCAGACAAUUUUUUUUCAACCUUUAUUUAACUAGGCAAGUCAGUUAAGAACAAAUUCUUAUUUUCAAUGACGGCCUAGGAACAGUGGGUUAACUGCCUGUUCAGGGGCAGAACGACAGAUUUGUACCUUGUCAGCUCGGGGGUUUGAACUUGUAACCUUCCGGUUACUAGUCCAACGCUCUAACCACUAGGCUACCCUGCCGCCCCUUGAGUGAUAUACAGUGGCUUGCGAAAGUAUUCACCCCCUUGACAUUAUUCCUAUUUUGUUGCCUUACAACAUGAAGAUAAACACUUUGAAGAUAAAAUAUUUUUUAUUGUGAAACAAGCAAGAAAUAAGACAAAAAAACGGAACAUUUGAGUGUGCAUAGCUAUUCAUCUCGGGGUGUUGAGUUUGCGCCAGACAUAGCGUUUAUCUUGAUGGCUGAAAAACUCAAUUUUAGUCUCAUCUGACCAGAGUACCUUCUUCCAUAUGUUUGGGGAGUCUCCCACAUGUCUUUUGACGAACACUUUAAGCAAUGGCUUUUUUCUGGCCACUUUACAGAAGCCCAGCUCUGUGGAGUGUAUGGUUUAAACUGGUCCGAUGGACAGAUACUCCAAUCUACACUGUGGAGCUUUGCAGCUCCUUCAGGGUUAUCUUUAGUCUCAUUGUUGCCUCUGAUUUAUGCCCUCCUUGCCUGGGCUGUGAGUUUUGGUGGGCAGCCCUCUAUUAGCAGGUUUGUUGAGGUGCCAUAUUAUUUCAAUUUUUUAAUAACAGAUUUAAUGGUGCUCCAUGGGAUGUUCAAUUUUUUUAUAACCCAACCCUGAUCUGUACUUCUCCACAACUUUGUCUCUGACCUGUUUGGAGAGCUCCUUGGUCUUCACAGCGCGUGAGUUUGAAGUUUGGGGAAGAUAUUUUUUUACCAUAAAAAUGCACCUUUAUAAACAAAAAAAAGCAUUUCAUGCAUAAUCACAUUUGUGGUCAGUUUUGAGAAUGGCGUUCUCCUGCUAAUGGAACAUUUGCGCUUAUAGCCUACUGCCGUGUGCUCAUUGCUGCGCUUAUAGCCUACUGCCGUGUGCUCUUUGCUGCGCUUAUACUGUGAAGAAAUACCCUGAUAGUUGAUCAACAUUCAACAUCUUCAGGCUCAUUACUUGAAACAGGUGUGUUUUUAAUGCUAGUGGUUGUAUUCAUUUGGGAUCUAUCGCAUCCCACAACUGUGCCAGACGGUUUGGAAUAUUUAGAUCUUGCACAGAAUAGAAUGGGUUAACUUUUGUACUAUGGGGGAUAGUAGUGAAUGUAUUAUGUCGUGUAUUUCAUUAUUUUACUGUUGCAAUGGAUGUUUCUUAGAGGCAUCUUUAAGGUAUUUGUAUAAUGCUUCAGGGUUAUAUAAGCCUAGAGGUAUAGGCUGAUAUGUUUUCUUACCUCUGGCCAAACAAUAUCUUGUUUUACGUUUCUGCAAAUAUAUGUACAAAUUAUUAUGAUGUUUAAUAUUAUAGAGCAUAUAGAGCAUCCUUGGGGUAUUUGCAAUAUUGUUUGUUAUGAUUGUUUAUCCUGGCCAAGAUGGGCAGCACCACGUUGUACACAAUUACAGUCAGACGACAUGAAAAAGUAAAAUAGUAAAAACCAUUUAUGGUAGUGGCCAUAAUGAUAUUAAAAACAUUGACAGGUCAAGGAAUCAGCCACAAAAUCCUUCAUCAAUGAUUUAAAAACACCAAUCGGGACAAGUUCUCCCAGUUUAAACUAUUUUGGAAGGCGUUCCAAGCCUAUGGUGCAGAAUAAAUAAAAGCCUUUUUAUCAAAUUCAGUUUGGACAUGUGGAAUAGUUAGCAAACAGUCCGGCAUACAGAGUUCCCACCACAUUUCUGAAUAAUACAAAUGCCCAAAUUAAAUGGUAGUAAACCCAAAAUGGCUUUGUAAAGUAUACCAGUGACUGAGCCUACCUGUGACUAGAGAAGGCAAGCCAACCCUAUUUAUGAAUAGGGACUCUAGGAUUAUGAACUUUACCUGUGGACUAAAUGCAUUCACAAAAUGAUUUCAUUCAUUUCUCAUUGCAUUAAUCUGUUACAAUUCACUAAACCACUGUUACAUGACUUAUUGCAUACAUACAUGCCUACAGAUGUACACACACACACACACAAUGCAUGUAACCUGUACUGCUUUUGAAACAUCCUGCAUGAUUUGUUAUUCUGAAUAAAAAAACAAUUAUAAAAGCCA
Oncorhynchus nerka (sockeye salmon) is the source of this 4178-nucleotide messenger RNA. RefSeq names its product major histocompatibility complex class I-related gene protein-like. The coding region runs from base 167 to 1348 and encodes 393 amino acids. The transcript has 9 exons. Gene Ontology annotation, cellular component: external side of plasma membrane. The record is from RefSeq and is a predicted model, not a curated record. Gene Ontology annotation, biological process: immune response. NCBI's taxonomy places the organism in Eukaryota, Metazoa, Chordata, Actinopteri, Salmoniformes, Salmonidae.